Molecule: messenger RNA, 798 nt
Organism: Anopheles nili
Lineage: Eukaryota; Metazoa; Arthropoda; Insecta; Diptera; Culicidae
Product: chymotrypsin-1-like
Exons: 3
Coding region: 1-798 (265 amino acids)
Biological process (GO): proteolysis
Molecular function (GO): serine-type endopeptidase activity
Source: RefSeq, a predicted model, not a curated record
AUGCAAAUUAAACACCUUACUUUCUUCGCCAUCGUCCUCGGGACAGCACUGGCGAUUCCAGCGCCGUUCCCAGAGGAAGAUCCAGACCGUCGGAUUGUUAACGGAACGGACGCAUCCAUCCUGGACUACCCGUUUAUGAUCUCGCUGCGAGGCAGCACUGGCGGUCAUUCGUGCGGUGGUAGCAUUCUCUCCGAACUGUGGGUGUUGACGGCGGCUCAUUGUGUCAGUUCGACCACACCGUACCUGCAGACGAUUCAGGUCGGCCGUACCAACAUCUCACGUGAUGCCGAUGAGUCGGUGUACGGAAUUGCGCAGGUCGUCUCCCAUCCAAACUACGAUUCGCGCAACAGCCACCUGAAUGACAUUGCGCUGCUGAAGUUGCAACGUCCGUUGGAAUUCAGCGAGUACGUCCAGCCAGUAAAGUUGCCAGAGAGCCUGUUCGAGGUGGAGGACGAUCUGGAUGAUCUUGGGGUGACGUUGAUCGGGUGGGGUCUUUUGGAAACCGGAGGAUCUUCACCGUCGACGCUUCAGCGCGUUGACUACUACGUGGUUCCGAACGAGCAGUGCAAUGAGUACCACACCAGCACGAUCUAUCCGUCGCAUAUUUGCGCAGCUUUCCCCGAUGGUGGCAAGGGACAGUGCAGCGGUGAUUCCGGAGGUCCGUUGCUUCACCACGACGUCCAGGUGGGCAUUGUGUCCUGGAGCAUUAAACCCUGCGGUGUCGCACCGUAUCCUGGCGUCCUGACGAAGGUUUCCCAUCACAUCGAUUUCAUUCGAAAGCAUGUGCCAGAGAAUUAA